GCUCGAGCUCUGAGCGGUCACACAAAAGCUACAAACGCUGACGGACCUCUUCUACAUUUCUCACCUAGGCGGGACAUUUUAAAGAGAGCCUUAACUGGGAGGACGCCGAACCCGCUCGGCGGUUUAACUCCGGGUCUGUCGCGAGGGUGGACCGUCCCAGACCGCCGCGAGGCUUUCGGUGUGUCCACUGUCCUGCUGCGAGGUCUGGAGCUCGGUCGUCAUGGAGGAACUCGCGCGCGAGAGCAUCCGCAGCCUCAGCCUGCUGUCCAGACCUCCGCGGGGCUCCGAGGCGCCGCGCCUCGGCUCGUUCGGGGCCGUCUUCAUCAUGCUCAAAUCCGCGCUCGGAGCGGGACUCCUCAACUUCCCCUGGGCGUUCGAGAAGGCGGGAGGGGUGAACAGGGCCAUCACUGUGGAGAUGGCAUCUCUGGUAUUUUUGAUCAGUGGCUUGGUCAUUCUAGGAUAUGCCUCGUCUAUCAGUCGACAGAGCACCUAUCAUGAUGUGGUGAGAGAAGUGUGUGGCCGCAGGAUUGGCCAGCUCUGUGAGAUCUGCUUUGUCUUCAACCUCUUCAUGAUCUCUGUUGCCUUCCUUGUGGUGGUGCAGGACCAGCUGGAGAAGUUGUGUCUAUCUGUAUACGAAACGGUGACGGGAGAGAAAGUAAUGCCGUAUCACUGGUAUACAGACCAGAGCUUUGCGCUCUCCAUUAUGUGCCUUAUCAUCAUCCUCCCUCUCUCAAUACCUAAAGAAAUCAGCAUCCAGAAAUACACCAGUGUACUGGGAACAUUGGCUGCCACCUACCUGAGUGUUGCUGUCAUAGUGAAGUAUUACCUGAAAGAGGAACACACAGCCAACUUCACUCCACAACACAGUGAAGGCGUGGAGUCCUGGGCUUCUAUGUUCAGCGUGGUCCCCACCAUCUGCUUUGGCUUCCAGUGCCACGAAGCUUGCAUCGCCAUUUAUAGCAGCAUGGAGAACAAAAAGAUUACCCACUGGGUGUUCAUUGCUAUGGUCUCCAUGAUCUUCUGCCUGCUUAUCUACACCCUUACAGGAGUGUUUGGCUUCCUUACAUUUGGAAAAGACGUGGCUUCGGACAUUCUGAUGUCAUACCCUGGAAGCGAUGUGGUGAUGAUCAUUGCGAGGCUGUUGUUUGGGAUAUCAAUUAUCACCAUCUACCCCAUAAUACUUCUGCUGGGCAGGUCUGUGAUCCUGACACUGGUGCUGCGUUACCGGGAGCGCGAGGCAAUGGUUACGGCAGUGUUUGAGAGCCGCUGCCGGGUGGGUCUGACGGUGCUGUGGAUUUGUGUGACACUGUUUAUUGCCAUCUAUGUGCCAGACAUGAGUGAUGUCAUCAGCAUAAUUGGAGGAAUCAGUGCCUUUUUCAUCUUUAUCUUUCCUGGACUGUGUCUCAUAUUCGCCAUGCAGACAGAACCAGUGGGUCACAGAACAAAGAGGUUCCUGACUGGUUGGGGCGUUGUCACUGUUGUUACCGGAGCCUUCAUCUUUGGCCAGAGUACUACCAUUGCUAUCAUGGAGCUGGCACACAAGUUCUGAUUAUCAUCUUCAUCAACAAUGACACUGAUGGAGGAUUAACAUUACUUGCUUGUGUACCUAAAUGAAUGGCUGAAGUUGUUUCUAACCGCUCUGUGGGAGGAAUUUGCUGAGCUCUGCAACCUACCACUAAAGAAACAUCUACUGUUUCGAUAUCAAAGGAAAGGAAGAAGCAGACGGAUCGGUAAAAAAGAGUAAAUGUAUUAGAGCAGAAAGGGAAAAUGAAAAUAAGUGCAAGUAUUUAUUUAUCUGAAUGUGGAUUAUAAAGAUAUGGCUAUUUUUAUUGCAUUGGGCUGCGCUCCCUGCGGCUCAACGCCAUUUCAGGACCAAACCCAAAAAACAUUUUAACUCAGUUGUUCUUUUUUUAACUCUUAUUUUAAGUGUACAGAUACUUGGCCGGUCAAAAUGAAAAGUAAGAUGAAAGCUUCAGCGCUCGGAGACUGAGAAACAUGCAGGUACCUCUGCCAUUCAAAUGGUGGAUGCUCUCAGCAGCAGCAGCUGUUCAUGGUUUGCGUGAUCCUAUUAUCUCUGUCCGUGUUGAGCAGACACACGUGAUGUAACUUAUGUUGUACAGUAACGAAGACCAAAUAUGUUUUUUUUAUUAAUUUGUCAUUAUUUGGGUUGUUGGUAUGUUUGUUUCUGUUCAUAAAU
Pygocentrus nattereri (red-bellied piranha) is the source of this 2197-nucleotide messenger RNA. It is a transcript of the gene slc38a8b, whose product is annotated as solute carrier family 38 member 8b. The transcript has 10 exons. Gene Ontology annotation, biological process: amino acid transmembrane transport. The record is from RefSeq and is a predicted model, not a curated record. Gene Ontology annotation, molecular function: amino acid transmembrane transporter activity. NCBI's taxonomy places the organism in Eukaryota, Metazoa, Chordata, Actinopteri, Characiformes, Serrasalmidae. Bases 221 to 1549 code for a protein of 442 amino acids.